This is a messenger RNA of Porites evermanni, 6864 nucleotides long. The record is from the annotation of a GenBank genome assembly. NCBI's taxonomy places the organism in Eukaryota, Metazoa, Cnidaria, Anthozoa, Scleractinia, Poritidae.
UCUGCUUCAGACUGUUCCCUUCCACUGGCUCAUGGCAUUAGCCUAAUGGCGGCCAAUUCUGUCGGAGCUGUAGUUGGUACUUUUGGUAACUUCCUUGUUUGCACCGCGGUUCUUUACACAAGCCCUAGACUACGCAGAUGUUCAAACUAUCUUCUUGUUAGCUUGGCGAUCGCUGAUUUGAUCGUGACCAUGGUGUGUGAGCCGUUAGUCGUGGGAAUCGCCACCAAGAAAACCUUUUUCAACGACUGUGCAUCAAACCUGAGGCUCGCCUAUGUUGUAGCUUCUAACUUCUCGUGUGCAGCUUCUGUUUUGCACCUAGCGGCAAUCAGCGUUGAUCGCUUUCUCGCCGUUAUUGUCCCUCUCCGUCAUGGUCACAUAAUGAAGAGCUAUGGCUUGAAGGUCAUGUUGAUAGUUGUUUGGGGUGCAUCAACAGUGUUUGCAUCUCUUCGUGUGCCUUUCGUGAAAGUAACAAAUUAUGUGGUUUUUGUGAUGUUUAUCAUAAACUAUUUCCUCAUCAUCGGAUGCUACUUGUCCAUCACGAUUUCGGUAUUUUUACUUAGGAGGAGAAAGAGACACGUACCGGCAUCGACGCAAGGCAGAACAUUAACUUCCGUCAGGAGCAAAGUUGAGCGACGGUUUGCCUUCACGCUGGCUAUUGUAAUUGGUGUAUUCACAGCAUGUUGGGUUCCCUUGAUUGUUGUUGGCUAUCAUGUCGGGAAAUCUCUGGUGAAACUGUACGGAACCGCGUACAUGUGGGCUACAACUUUAGCCUUGUUAAACUCAGCUAUGAACUUUCUUAUCUACAGCGCUAGAAUUCGUGACUUCAGACACUCCUAUGCUCGUAUAUGCCGCAAGAUUCUUCGCUGUAACUAAUGCGAUCUUGCAGUUCAGUUGUACGUGUGUAUUUUAAAAAAUUUUACAAAAAACUGAAGAUAUAUGGACAGAAAUUAAUUCAAAAGGAACUAACAAAUUACAUCAAGUUAUCGACAUUUAACCUGAACAUAUAAGUGAAUACCAGUCGACAUAUCAGACUUUGUUAAUAGUGACUACUAUUAGUACAUACACUGCACAAGCGAGUGCUUUUAGAGAGCGCUGAUUUGGUAGGUUGCAGGUGAUAAGCCAUGCAAGCGAUUUUUUGGAGGUAAACAAGAAAGUUUCUAAUAUAGCUAUUAAAUCAGAGCUUGGUCAUUUUCUUUUAAAUAUCACUAUCACAAAAAAAAUUCUCAAAUACAUUUUGUUUAUGUAGUCUAAAGAUGAGGAACUUCUCUCGUCAAACAAGCUUUUUCAAUGUCAUUUAACUUAUACUGUAAUGGCAAAAAUAGCUUCCACUCUCAUUUGAUAAAUAAGUCAGAAUACUUUAAGCUUCCUGACUUUAACACUGAUUUAUUAGAUAAAGCUAUGGUAAAAAGCUAUGUAAGCUCAAUGAAACAGGAAUAUAUCUUGUAUUUGCAAAGCACCCUUCAACAUUCUCAAAAACUUGAAUUUUAUAGAUCUUUCAAAACCGAUCAUACCACCUCUAGUUACUUAGAAUUAACAAGAGGAACAGCUGGGAGUAGAGCUUUAGCCACGGUAAAACUGCGAAUAAGCAAUCACAAACUAAUGAUAGAAAUAGGCAGAUACAAUCAAACUACGAAGGAUAAUAUAGGCAUUGCCCUUUUUGUGGAUCCAUUCUAAUAGAAGACGAAGGUCACUUUCUUUUUCAAUGUCCUACAUACUCUAUGAUUAGGAAUAAAUUUUACUAUAAAGUCAAGACUCUGAUUCCAAAUAUUACCCAGUUACCUAUAAACUGUUUGAUUAGUAUAGGUAAUAGCAUGAUUUGUAGUGAUAUUUGGCAUAAAUACCACAAGUGAUAUAUUUGAAAAUUGUUAUACAUAAUUUGAGAAAUUUGAGACAAUUUUGAAAUAUCACGAGUGGUAUUUAUGCCAAAUAUCACGUACAAAUCAUGCUAUUAUUUCUUUAUACUACUACUCACAAAAAGGUUGUAAUUUUCACAUGUAGGUAUUUCGAAUUAAGCGAAUUCAAUCAUAGAGUCACUUAAUCUAUUCCAAUCCCUAAUUGUCCUAGCAAAAAAACUAAACUUGUAAGUAUUUCCUGAUUAGGAGGGUUGAAUAAACUUCUUAGGGUUAUACUGGCGGGUGAUUCAUCCCUUAGCCUUAAUUUCGUCAGGUAAAUGGGUCAACGUAAAUUUACAUGUAUACGUGCCUGAAACUACUUAAACUACCUGAAAGCGAAACUUCGGAACUUUCCUGCAUAUUAUAUUUAGUCACCCUUGCGUAUUUAUUUAACAAACAUUGUGGCCGUUCGUUCAAUUCUCGUUUGGAUUUUGGAUUUGUCGAAAACGCAACGCCUUCUUUACCUUUAAACAACCGAACAUGAAAAACAAUUCGUUGGAAGACAUCACCAAUCUGUCUGCUUCAGACUGUUCCCUUCCACUGGCUCAUGGCAUUAGCCUAAUGGCGGUUAAUUCUGUCGGAGCUGUAGUUGGUACUUUUGGUAACUUCCUUGUUUGCACCGCGGUUCUUUACACAAGCCCUAGACUACGCAGAUGUUCAAACUAUCUUCUUGUAAGCUUGGCGAUCGCUGAUUUGAUCGUGACCAUGGUGUGUGAGCCGUUAGUCGUGGGAAUCGCGACCAAGAAAACCUUUUUCAACGACUGUGCAUCAAACCUGAGGCUCGCCUAUGUUGUAGCUUCUAACUUCUCGUGUGCAGCUUCUGUUUUGCACCUAGCGGCAAUCAGCGUUGAUCGCUUUCUCGCCGUUAUUGUCCCUCUCCGUCAUGGUCACAUAAUGAAGAGCUAUGGCUUGAAGGUCAUGUUGAUAGUUGUUUGGGGUGCAUCAACAGUGUUUGCAUCUCUUCGUGUGCCUUUCGUGAAAGUAACAAAUUAUGUGGUUUUUGUGAUGUUUAUCAUAAACUAUUUCCUCAUCAUCGGAUGCUACUUGUCCAUCACGAUUUCGGUAUUUUUACUUAGGAGGAGAAAGAGACACGUACCGGCAUCGACGCAAGGCAGAACAUUAACUUCCGUCAGGAGCAAAGUUGAGCGACGGUUUGCCUUCACGCUGGCUAUUGUAAUUGGUGUAUUCACAGCAUGUUGGGUUCCCUUGAUUGUUGUUGGCUAUCAUGUCGGGAAAUCUCUGGUGAAACUGUACGGAACCGCGUACAUGUGGGCUACAACUUUAGCCUUGUUAAACUCAGCUAUGAACUUUCUUAUCUACAGCGCUAGAAUUCGUGACUUCAGACACUCCUAUGCUCGUAUAUGCCGCAAGAUUCUUCGCUGUAACUAAUGCGAUCUUGCAGUUCAGUUGUACGUGUGUAUUUUAAAAAAUUUUACAAAAAACUGAAGAUAUAUGGACAGAAAUUAAUUCAAAAGGAACUAACAAAUUACAUCAAGUUAUCGACAUUUAACCUGAACAUAUAAGUGAAUACCAGUCGACAUAUCAGACUUUGUUAAUAGUGACUACUAUUAGUACAUACACUGCACAAGCGAGUGCUUUUAGAGAGCGCUGAUUUGGUAGGUUGCAGGUGAUAAGCCAUGCAAGCGAUUUUUUGGAGGUAAACAAGAAAGCUUCUAAUAUAGCUUUUAGAUCAGAGCUUGGUCAUUUUCUUUUAAAUAUCACUAUCACAAAAGUUACUUAGAAUUAACAAGAGGAACAGCUGGGAGUAGAGCUUUAGCGACGGUAAAACUACGAAUAAGCAAUCACAAACUAAUAUAUGAUAGAAAUAGGCAGAUACAAUCAAACUACGAAGGAUAAUAUAGGCAUUGCCCUUUUUGUGGAUCCAUUCUAAUAGAAGACACAGGUCACUUUCUUUUUCAAUGUCCUACAUACUCUAUGAUUAGGAAUAAAUUUUACUAUAAAGUCAAGACUCUGAUUCCAAAUAUUACCCAGUUACCUAUAAACUGUUUGAUUAGUAUAGGUAAUAGCAUGAUUUGUAGUGAUAUUUGGCAUAAAUACCACAAGUGAUAUAUUUGAAAAUUGUUAUACAUAAUUUGAGAAAUUUGAGACAAUUUUGAAAUAUCACGAGUGGUAUUUAUGCCAAAUGUCACGUACAAAUCAUGCUAUUAUUUGUUUAUACUACUACUCACAAAAAGGUUGUAAUUUUCACAUGUAUGUAUUUCGAAUUAAGCGGAAAUACCACUGCCCUAAGCCAAUCAAAUUGCAGAAAUUUCUCAUGUAGUCGUAUAAAGGUUGAAAUCAGGGCAGUUGAUAGCCAAUCAGGUUUGACAAUUUUGUUAUAGUUACCAUUAAUGAACUAAUGAACUCCUCUAAUUACUUUAUCAAUAUACAAUUCAUAAAAUAUAUUUCAGCUUGUUUUGAUGUUCGUGACAAAUUAUUAUCAAAGUAACGUAAUUGCCCUAUGAUGUAAUUUUGAGUCGAAAAAUUAGCUUUUACAAUACUGUAUGUGCAUGUAUGGUUAUGCAAAUAAAGCUCGUUGUUAUUGUUUUAUUACCUCCGAGCAGCCUCGAGGAGAAACAAAGAACAUUUAAGACUUGAACUGGUCUUGUUCGAGUUUAUAAUCUUUCCCAGAUAAAGUUAGCUCGGACUUUCUCUAAUAAGGAAUUGUAAUGAGUAGAUGAAAACUGCGCCUAAAAAUUUAUGAACCCGACAUGAAACUUCUUGCAGAUAAAAUGAACAACAACCUCGUCUCCAGGGUCUUUUCGAUAUGGCGGCCGCCAAAACGAGAAGACCCUGAGGACGACGUUGACUAAACAAAACUUGGUCACGUGGUACAAAAUGACGUUUGCCGGAAAUGUGAUUCUAAUUGUCUCUCCUUUAGACAGUGGUGUGAAGUACUAUAGAAACCCGGGGGGUGGGGGGUGCGACAUACAAGAUCAAAAAUCGCACCGCUUCCCUAGCGUUUUAUUUUACCUGCUUUGCUCUCCAGUUCGUGCUGUUGGGUACUAUCCAAACGCCUGCAGACUUCAGUCGGCCAUUUUAUUCAUGAUGUGCUAUGUGCUCGAUUACUUUUGUUAGUAGUAUUGUGGUAUGAAAUAGCUGGAGUACUGAAACACUUCUCCGAUAGACUCGAAAAACUGCAAAACAGGGCUGCUACAAUAAAUAUAUAAUUUUCUUCAGAUCUCGCACCUUUGCCGGAAAGGAUACCGCAAUUUACGGUUGUAUCGCGCUAGACUGCAUGCCCUGAGGAGUGACCUGAAUCAGUUUCGUACCUCGAAAAUUACCUUUUAGUAAUAUAUUUUCUCUUGGAUUUCUGACCUUUCGAAGAGAGGUAGCGUAUUUUUGGCUUUGUUUAGGUUUCUGCUGCGAACGCGGAGACGCAACACCAAGGUUCACUAUGAUGUUGGUAAUAAGAACGGGCAUGUCUAACGCAGUCUCAUCAGUCUUAUCGCCACGGUUGAUAAAGUUUUAUUCUUUCAUUUCCGUUGCAGGAUCAGGAGCGUAACAUCUACUUCUUUAAUCUAUAAAGGUUUCCCAUGGAUGUGUUUUCAGGUAGAGCUCACAGAUUUGACAAACAUGUUCCUUAUAAAUAAAUCAUAAAUAAAUUAAAGCAAAACAUAAGUGAAAUAAACACUAUCAAAAAAACUCUUGUUGUAACAAAUUAAUAAUUAAAUUACUCACGGCUAGUUUGAAGCUAUCAUAUGUUUCACAUUCAAUCACAGAAUCACUUAAUCUAUUCCAAUCCCUAAUUGUCCUAGCAAAUAAACUAAACUUGUAAGUAUUUCCUGAUUAGGAGGGUUGAAUAAACUUCUUAGGGUUAUACUGGCGGGUGAUUCUUCCCUUAGGCUUAAUUUCGUCAGGUAAAUGCAUGGGUCAACGUAAAUUUACAUAUAUACGUGCCUGAAACUACUUAAACUACUGAGAGCGAAACUUCGGAACUGUCCUGCAUAUUAUAUUUAGUCACCCUUGCGUAUUUAUUUAACAAACAUUGUGGCCGUUCGUUCAAUUCUCGUUUGGAUUUUGGAUUUGUCGAAAACGCAACGCCUUCUUUACCUUUAAACAACCGAACAUGAAAAACAAUUCGUUGGAAGACAUCACCAAUCUCUCUGCUUCAGACUGUUCCCUUCCACUGGCUCAUGGCUUUGGCCUAAUGGCGGCCAAUUCUGUCGGAGCUUUGGUGGGUACUUUUGGUAACUUCCUUGUUUGCACCGCGGUUCUUUACACAAGCCCUAGACUACGCAGAUGCUCUAACUAUCUUCUUGUUAGCUUGGCGAUCGCUGAUUUGAUCGUGACCAUAGUGUGUGAGCCGUUAGUCGUGGGAAUUGUGGCCAAGAAAACGUUUUUCAACGACUGUGCACCAACCCUGGAGCUCGCCUAUGUUGUUUCCUCUAACUUCUCGUGUGCAGCUUCUGUUUCGCACCUAGCGGCAAUCAGCGUUGAUCGCUUUCUCGCCGUUAUUUUCCCUCUCCGUCAUGGUCGUAUAAUGAAGAGCUAUGGCUUAAAGGUCAUGUUGAUAGCUGCUUGGGGUGCAUCAACAGUGUUCGCCUCACUUCGCGUGCCUUUCUUGAAAGAAACAGCUUACAUGGUUGUCGUGAUGUUUAUCAUAAGCUACUGCCUUAUCAUAGGAUGCUACUUGUCCAUCACGAUUUCAGUAUUUUUGCUCAGGAGGAGAAAGAAGCAGGCAUCGACGCAAGGCAGAACAGUAAUUUCCGUCAGUAGCAAAGUUGAGAGACGGUUUGCCUUCACGCUGGCUAUUGUAAUUGGUGUAUUCACAGCAUGCUGGUUUCCCAUGAUCGUUGUUUUCUUUGCUGCCGGGAAAUCUUUGGUGAAAAUGUACGGAACCGCGUACAUGUGGAUAAGAACUUUGGCCUUGUUAAAUUCAGCUAUGAACUUUAUUAUCUACAGCGCUAGAAUUCGUGACUUCAAAAAGGCCUUCGCCAUUAUAUGCCGCAAGAUUCUUCGCAUUGUUUGA